Molecule: messenger RNA, 1229 nt
Organism: Folsomia candida
Lineage: Eukaryota; Metazoa; Arthropoda; Collembola; Entomobryomorpha; Isotomidae
Product: zinc finger BED domain-containing protein DAYSLEEPER-like
Exons: 4
Coding region: 83-796 (237 amino acids)
Molecular function (GO): protein dimerization activity
Source: RefSeq, a predicted model, not a curated record
AAAUUAUUAUAGUUCGCGGGUUUAUUGAUUUGUCAAUAUACUCGCUAGAGCGCGCAUUCCCAUUCAUUCCCGGACGUUCUUUAUGUCACUCUCCGCAAUGGUAUACAUGGAAUUGUACACUCAUCUGGAAAGCUAUUCGAUUGAGAAAGGUCAUUCUGAAAUUGUUGUGAAAGCGGCCAUAAAUGCGUGUGAUAAGCUUAACAAGUACUACCCAACGUCUGAUGGACUGGUAUAUGUCGUUGGUUUAAUAUUGGAUCCAAGAAGUAAACUCACGUGGUACUCCUGCAAUCCGACAUAUUUUUCAAUUGAACUUGUCAAAGAAUACAGAGGUGUCAUCACAAAAUAUUGGAACGACCGAUAUAAACCAGCUAAUUCCACUCCGGAGCAAAACGAAGCUGACCAAACUUCUGAAGAUGAUCUUUUUACCUCUCAAAUGAAACGGGCAAGGUUUGACGCCCGAGAUGAGCUGCAAAUAUAUUUAUCAGCAAGCGUUAUUAGUCCCGGGUCACCGUCCAUGAAAAGCGGUCCGCUUGGCUGGCGGAAAGCACACGAAAACGUGUACCCAAAUUUAAGCAAAAUGGCGAAGGACUUCUUGAGUGCUUCAGGAACGGGAGUACCAGUGGAACGAUUCUUUUCAGGCGGGACAGAUUUGGUGACUCCAAAACGGCAAAGACUGAAUGCGGAAACAAUCCGCAAAACAAUGUGCAUAAAGGGAUGGAUGCGUAGCCGAAACAAUAAAUUUAAGGAAUACGCAUCUGUUGCUAUUAAAGGAAAAAUGGGGGGCGGGAGUGACUAAACCGACAUAUAUUUCAUUGAGAAUUUAAAGCUUUAAAUAAAAAUAUUGGCUUUAUAAUAUUUCUGGGAAGAAUAGUAUAUUUUUAAAUAUAUAAUUUGCUCAGCAUCAAACUUAUCUCUUAAUUUUGCAUAUUUAACUUGUAGAUCAUUUACAGUAACUAUAAUUUGUAGCCAAAAAAAGUAGCACAGCACUUAAAAUCAAAAUAAUUUCGGGUUUUUCGGGUUCGGGUUUCGGAUUUGAUCUGCCAGAAGGGGUUCGGGUUCGGGUCCGUGCAAACGGGUUUCGGGUUCUCCGGGUUCGGGUUGGCUUUGGGUUUCGGAUCAGAAGUACCGGGUUUGGGUUCGGGUUUCGGAUUUGCAAGAACCCGACCCGUGAGAACCACUACCGGAAACGAAACGGAAACGCGUUUCGUUUCCGUUUCUAAUCCGAAACG